This is a messenger RNA of Aplosporella prunicola CBS 121167, 825 nucleotides long. RefSeq lists its product as uncharacterized. The transcript has 2 exons. Bases 1 to 768 code for a protein of 255 amino acids. The record is from RefSeq and is a predicted model, not a curated record. Gene Ontology annotation, molecular function: oxidoreductase activity, acting on the CH-OH group of donors, NAD or NADP as acceptor. Lineage: Eukaryota; Fungi; Ascomycota; Dothideomycetes; Botryosphaeriales; Aplosporellaceae.
AUGCCAGCCGACAACGAACUCAAUGGCCGCCUGGCCUUGAUUACCGGAGCAUCAGGAGGUAUUGGCGGCGCAUGCGCCAGGAAAUUGGUCUCCUACGGUUGCGAUCUCGCCCUUACCUACUCCAGCAACAAGCAAUCCGUGGAUGAUCUCGUAAUUCAACUCCGUAAAGACUACGACUGCGGAAUCCUGCGCAUCACAACGCAUCAAUGCGAUUUGUCCGACGCAACUGCUACGCUAUCUCUCUGCAAUGAUGUCCGCCGAGUACACUCCAAGCCAGUAUCUAUAUUGAUCAGCAAUGCCGGCCGAGGCAAAAGAUACCCACAGAUAUGGGAUAUUCCUGUAGAUGAGUUCGACUUGACAAUCGCUACGAACCUGCGAGCCUCUUUCCUUCUUGUCAAGGGCACAGUCGAGGACAUGAAGGCUCAACACUGGGGGCGCAUUGUCUUUAUUUCUAGCAUUGCGGCCUACGGAGCAGGCGUAAACGGGGCACACUAUGCUGCCAGCAAGGGCGGACAAGUGGGCAUGAUGAAGAACCUGAGCACCCGCUUGGCUGAGUUCGGCAUAACGGUUAAUGAUGUUGCGCCGGCGAUGAUAGGGGAUACAGGAAUGAUCCCUACCGCAGAUACUAUACCGGGUAUCGUAGAUACGAUCCCGGUUGGCAGACUGGGUGCGCCUGAUGAGGUUGCAAAUGCGGUGGAAAUGUUCUGCAAAACGGGCUACUGUACAGGGCAAAGUGUGGUUGUUGCAGGCGGUUUGAAUCAUAAGUAGGAGACGAACGCUAUGGUUUAUACGGUAAUCGGUUUCCAAAAAGCUAUCAGAGACCCU